Molecule: messenger RNA, 879 nt
Organism: Caenorhabditis remanei
Lineage: Eukaryota; Metazoa; Nematoda; Chromadorea; Rhabditida; Rhabditidae
Exons: 10
Coding region: 1-879 (292 amino acids)
Source: RefSeq, a predicted model, not a curated record
AUGGAUAAAGUCGACCCAAAUGAGCCAACCUUUCCAUGCCCAAUCUGUGGUCGCAGAUUCAUCAAAUCUAGCUUGGAGAAACAUGAGUCCGCCUGUAAGAAGCUUGCUUCUCUCCACCGUAAACCAUUCGACUCCGGUAAACAACGUGCCACUGGAAGUGACUUGACCUAUGCGGCAAUCAAAAAAGCUCAAAACGAGAAGGCUAAGAACGGUGGGGUGUUCCCGAGGCCACAGACAAACUGGCGAGAACGUCAUGGCCAUUUCAUCGACGCGGUUUCAUCAUCCAAACGUGUCGACUAUGCACUCAAAACUGGGGCACCAUUGCCACCACCACCAAAAACUGCUGUUCCAAGUGAUUAUGUACAAUGCGAGUACUGCAGCAGAAAUUUCAACUCUGCAGCUGCUGAAAGACACAUUCCAUUUUGCAGAGAGCAAGCAACACGAAAGCAAGGCGGCAGUUUGAAAUCAUCUGCCGGAAAUCGUGCUCUCACCAGCAACAACUACCGAGCUCUCCCCUCAAAACAUGAAGGAAGAAAACAAGAGUCUUCGAGUAGAAACGGAUCUGCUGAACGGAAAACUACAACGAGAGGAAGGGACGGAAGUCUCUCGAGAGCACGUAGAGACGACUCAAACGAAAUAACUAACAGAAGGAAAUCUCUUGAGACAAGAUCUCAGCUAACCACGGGGCAAGCCACUAAUAGAAACACGUCGUUGUCUGCUGGAAUGCGUCCAUCACUUCCGCCAAUGACUCCAACCAGCAAACGAAGCAGCUCUGCCAAACGUGAUGCUCCGCAACCACAAACGUCUACUCCACAACAACGUCUCAAGACACCAAUCUCACUGGCCGAGCGGAUGAACAAAAUGAGCAUCAACCACUAA